This is a messenger RNA of Coccinella septempunctata (seven-spotted ladybird), 1486 nucleotides long. Its product is annotated as shootin-1-like. The coding region runs from base 41 to 1387 and encodes 448 amino acids. The record is from RefSeq and is a predicted model, not a curated record. Lineage: Eukaryota; Metazoa; Arthropoda; Insecta; Coleoptera; Coccinellidae. The transcript has 4 exons.
GGUUUGUCAAGUCCCUUGAGCUCAAAAUACAAAAAUCGAAAUGGCAAGGAUAAGGAAAGUAACAAAAACGAACAGAGGUGUAAACGCCUGUAACGAAGAACUUGCUGAAAGAAGAUUAGAUAGAAAUUUGGUCGAUGUCAAUCUGUUGAACAGUAGGAAAUUAUGUAACAAUGACAGGAACAGACGUAUCCUGCUCACUUUGAAAAGUUACCCGAAUUUAUUUCAAAGUUACUACUUCUCCAACAAUUUCCUACCUACCAUGAGAAAAUAUUCGAUCUCUACAUCCACACAAACGUCUCAAAACGGAGGUUACAAUCAGGAAACUUCGACAGUAUCCACUCAAACCCACGUCCGGAUGCAGCAAAGUGAAAAAUUCAAUAUCAACAUUAAAAGUUCAAGAAGAUCGAAGUCUGACAGCAGUUUACUCAAGAACUUUUCACAGAAGGAAAAAAACAGGACAAACAAAUUGAACUCAGCAGAGGACAAUGAAACACUGAAAAAUCUUGUGAAUGAAUACAAGGAGAAGAUUAACAAAAAAAUUAUUUUCCUGCAUAGAAACGAAAAUAUAGGUAAACCUCAAACACUAAAAUCGAAAGUAGCAUUGAAAAAGGAAGGUAAUCGUUUGAUGCAACAUAAGAGGAUCAAUAAGAGAACACGAAUGAAGUUAAAAUCAAGGGUAUACACUAGAACAAAACCAAAAAGGCAAUCUUACAUCCACGAAAUGAACAGAAAAUUAACCGAAAAAGGAAAGUUGGAGAAGAACGAAGACUGUAGAGCUUCUUACCAUAAAUUCAUCGAUAAAGUGCAAAAGUACAGUUGGACGACAAUAUCAGAAUGGUCAUCUAAGCUGCUCACAAUAUUUUCAGACUUGGGAAUCAGUCUUACCAAGAGCGUAACGAACUUGUACAACUAUUACGAAUACCAAGGAUGUACGCCCUCAGAUACUCUAUGUUACUGUCGAGAUUUCCAUCACAAAAUAGACCAUUUAAUCUGGAAGAUGAACCAACUGGAAAACAACCUUUACAUAUCCCAAGCGAAACUGAACGAGCAACAGAGAAAAAUCGAAAACGCUGAAAGUUUAGAGAUCCAAAUCGAACAAAUGAGACGUAAAUUGGAAUCCUACGAUUCGCUCAAAGCAGAGUUGGCCGACCUCAAGAAGCGAUUGAACGGAAGUUCCGCCGCUGGUGCACCACCAACACCCCCAUUACCGCCACCUCCACCACCCCUACCUGUGUUCUCUCUGACAACGAACUGCGCAUCUAAAACCUUCCUGAGGGUUGAACAGAACGACAGAAAGUUGAUCAAUUACGAGAAUCCCAGACCGAUCAUAACUUUACAAGAUAUACUCAACGUUAAACUGAAGAAGAUUUCAGUGACCAAUGUUUAGGACAAUUCAACAGAAAUUAUUAGUUAUUUUUACAAUAUUAUAUUAUUUUAUACAGUAUUUGAGAUUGAUUGUAUAGCCAUUAAACAAUUUCAUUUAAAA